Messenger RNA from Salvia splendens (bonfire salvia), 714 nucleotides. RefSeq names its product cell number regulator 6. The record is from RefSeq and is a predicted model, not a curated record. The transcript is spliced from 3 exons. Bases 7 to 714 code for a protein of 235 amino acids. NCBI's taxonomy places the organism in Eukaryota, Viridiplantae, Streptophyta, Magnoliopsida, Lamiales, Lamiaceae.
AGAGAGAUGGCAGAAGGGUCGUACGUAAAGCUAACAGAGGAUCAAAUUGCCUUACAAAACAUCACUCCUGGUGAACUAAACGAACCCAUUGAUAUCGAAAAGGUAAAUGGUAGAACAUGUGAGCUAUGUGGGCAAUCCCUACCUGUAUCGUACGUGCCUCCAGCGGACGAAGAUUGGGCUACCGGCAUCUUUGGCUGCCUUGAUGAUUCUAAUAGUUGCGUGACAGGGUUGUUAUGCCCGUGCGUGCUAUUUGGGCGCAACAUGGCGGUGAUGAACGAGAAGAUAUCCCCGGAUAGGGCAUGCGUGGGCCAUGCAGUGUGCGUGGAAGGUGGCAUAGCGGCCGCUGCUUUAACGAUGGCGUGUAACGGGAUGAUUGAUCCGGACACGGUGUGCCUGGUGACGGAGGGUUUGUUGUUCGCGUGGUGGGUGUGCGCCAUAUACAGCGGGAUGGGGCGGCAGUUGCUGCAGCGGAAAUACCACUUGAAGGAUUCACCGUGUGAUCCGUGUGCAGUGCACUGCUGCUUGCAUUGGUGCGCCAUAUGCCAAGAACACAGAGAGAUGAAGCAUCAUCUCUCUGAGGAAUCGGCGGCCAUUGUUGAUCUUGAUCCGCCUCAACUGCAGGAGAAGAUCAACGCUGCUGCUGCCUCUGCUAAUUCCCAACCAAACAAUCAAAUUGUAUUAGUAACUACUAAUCAUGAUAGUAAUAAUGUGUAG